Messenger RNA from Aspergillus mulundensis, 1401 nucleotides. RefSeq lists its product as uncharacterized. Gene Ontology annotation, cellular component: mitochondrial inner membrane; uniplex complex. The coding region runs from base 1 to 1401 and encodes 466 amino acids. Gene Ontology annotation, biological process: mitochondrial calcium ion homeostasis; calcium import into the mitochondrion. Gene Ontology annotation, molecular function: calcium channel activity; uniporter activity. Lineage: Eukaryota; Fungi; Ascomycota; Eurotiomycetes; Eurotiales; Aspergillaceae. The record is from RefSeq and is a predicted model, not a curated record. The transcript has 3 exons.
AUGGGAGACUUACGACGAACGCAUGUGCUGUCAGGGUGUCAGUCAUGGAAUAAACAUAUAUACCCUGGGAUCCUAGACACUGGAAAGACGAUACCUAUUGGGCGGCAAUUUACUCAGUCGGCGUUUGAUUGUGGGGAAGGACAGGAGCUAAGCGCCGAGCAGAAGAAACGGACGGGGCUGAGAGAGCAGGGCUCGUAUGAGAGAAAUGGGUCUGAGGUUAUUGAGGAGGAAGGGACCGAAAGGCUACGGCGGGAGACCCGACCGAGGGACAGUUUUGCAAAUUCGGCGGAGAAAGGGAAGCUAUUAACUACCCCUUCAAGGCUGCUGAAGCUUUUAAUUCCAUUGCCGACUGACCACCCCAAGGAUGUCGAAACCAUCGCCAUUCUUAUCCACUCCCAACAACCUUUAUCAUACCUAGAACGAUUGAUACAGUCGGAGCUACCACCGAUAGAAGAUGACAGAGGAUUGGAAAGGCAGCCAGGAGUAUCGUUCAUUGCGUACCAGUUUGAAAACCACCCGAUUCGCCCCCGGAAAGCGCGUAGCAAGAAGACCAAGCAAUCUGUCGAUUCAUCGCAAACGAUGGAGGUGGAAGAAGUGGCAGUUGCAGAUGACAAAGGUCAGGGUCAUCCAGAGGAAUCGCAGCCGCCUGAGGCAGAACUCGACACAUAUAGCUCCCUACAGAAACCGCAGCCAAACGGAGACGGAGAGCAACGCUACGUUCGAUGGUCACAUGCGACAGAAAUCGGUGAUUUUAUUCGGGAUGCUGCGCGAGCCGGAGAGUUUAUCGUGGCCAUUGAAGGGGCGCCACUGGGGCUGGACCAGAUUAGGAUAACGGUCCCAUCAUUCGAAGAGCGGACGCAUUACCUUCGUAUGCGGUUGAGAAAGAUAUCGGAUCGGAUUCGCACAAUUGCAGAUAUCAAGCACGAAUGUGAUCGAUUGGCGCACCGAGGCGCACAGCGUGUUGCUCUCGGCGGCUUUGGAGUGCUGGCCUCCUGGUGGCUUCUUGUUUAUAAGCUCACAUUUGAGACUGACCUGGGGUGGGAUACGAUGGAGCCAAUCACUUACCUGGCAUCACUGUCGACACUGAUGGGAGGUUACCUUUGGUUCCUCUACCACAACCGCGAGAUCUCAUACCGCUCGGCGCUCGAUUUCACCAUUAAUGCUCGCCAGAAGAAGCUAUAUCAGCUCAAAGGUGUGGAUCUACAGCUGUGGGAGAACUUGAUUGAUGAAGGAAAUGCCCUGCGCAGGGAGAUAAAGACCAUUUCAGCUGAAUAUGAGACUGAAUGGGAUGAGACGCAGGAUGAGCGCGAUGAGCGCGUCGUCGAGGCUUUGAAGAACGAGCGAGACCAACAGAAGCGCAAGGGUGAAGAUCCAGAUGAGAAGGGGGCCCGCGACGACUGA